AGGGUGGGGAGGCGGCUGAGCUGAAACAGAAAGUAAAGUUGUUGUUUUGUUCAGGAUCCAUUUUGAGACGACAGAGCAGAAAAUACUAUAUGGAGAUUAUUGAAAAAUAAAGGGUCAGUGCUCUAAAAUGAGUCUCUCCGGGAAGAGAGAGGAGGGGGGCCCUGCCUCUAAAAUUAAUCUCUCUGAGGGACAUGACACCAAAGCUAAGAGAAACCAACAGGAGAGAUCAGAGUCAGGGAUUCUCAGUGGUCAGUCUUCCCAGAGUCAUCAAACAGACCUGGCCUCCAUAUUCAGUUUGCUUGAAGAGAAAAUUAUGACAUUUGUGAAGAACGAGCUGAAGAUGUUCAAGAGGAUUCUUAGUCCAGAACUCCCAGAAGGCUUUGAGAGUCAGAAGCAGGAAGUGGUGGACCCUGAAGAUGAGCAGCAGGAGAGCAGUGCCAGAGAGGGGGCUCUGAAGAUCACACUGCACAUCCUGAGGAAAAUGAACCAGAAGGAGCUUGCUGACACACUGGAGAAAUAUUCAGAUGAUCUCGCUGUGAUUUGCCAACGUGAACUCAAAUCUAAUCUAAAGAAGAAGUUUCAAUGUGUAUUUGAGGGGAUCGCUAAACAAGGAAACCCAACACUUCUCAAUAAGAUCUACACAGAGCUCUACAUGACAGAGGGUGGAACAGGAGAGGUCAAUAAUGAACAUGAGCUGAGACAGAUUGAGACAACAACCAGGAAACAAGCAAGACCAGAGACUGCAAUCAAAUGUAACGACAUCUUCAAACCCUUAACUGGACAAGACAAACUUAUCAGAACUGUGCUGACAAAGGGAGUCGCUGGCAUUGGAAAAACAGUCUCUGUGCAGAAGUUCAUUCUGGACUGGGCUGAAGGAAAAGCAAAUCAGGACGUCCAAUUUGUAUUUUCAUUCCCUUUUCGGGAGCUGAAUUUGAUGAAAGAGGAGAAACACACUUUCAUUGAACUUCUUAAUCACUUCUCAAUGGAAACCAAACAAUCAGGAAUCUCCAUCUACAACAAGUACAAAGUUCUGUUCAUCUUUGAUGGUCUGGAUGAGUGCCGACUGCCCCUAGACUUCCAGAAGAACAAGAUCUGUUGGGACGUCACAGAGUCAACCUCAGUGGAUGUUCUGCUGACAAAUCUCAUCAGGGGAAAUCUGCUUCCCUCUGCUCUCCUCUGGAUAACUACCCGACCUGCAGCAGCCAAUAAGAUCCCUUCAGUGUGUGUUGACCAGGUGACAGAGGUACGAGGGUUCAGUGACCCACAGAAGGAGGAAUACUUCUGGAAGAGAUUCAGUGAUGAGGACCUGGCCAGCAGAAUCAUCUCACACAUAAAGACAUCAAGGAGCCUCCACAUCAUGUGCCACAUUCCAGUCUUCUGUUGGAUUUCUGCAACAGUCCUUGAACACAUGCUGAAACAUAAGAGAGAAGAGAUGCCCAAGACCUUGACUGAGAUGUACACACACCUUGUUGUGUUUCAUACCAAACAGAGGAAUGAAAAGUAUCUUGGGAAAGAAGAGACAGGUCCACACUGGAAUAAAGAGAGCAUUCUGUCACUGGGAAAACUGGCUUUUCAACAGCUUGUGAAUGGCAAUCUGAUUUUCUAUGAAGAAGACCUGAAAGAGUCUGGCAUUGAUGUCAAUGAAGCCUCAGUGUACUCAGGAUUGUGCACACAGCUCUUUAAAGAGGAAUGUGGGCCGUACCCAGACAAGGUGUACUGCUUUGUUCAUCUGAGCAUUCAGGAGUUUCUGGCUGCUGUAUAUGUGUUCCUCUCAUUCAUCAACAACAAUGAGAAUCUAAUGGAUGAACUGCAAACAAAAGACGAGCCUGAAGUUACUUUCUACAAGAGUGCUGUGGAUAAAGCCUUACAAAGUGAGACAGGAAACCUGGACCUUUUCCUCCGCUUCCUUCUGGGCCUCUCACUGGAGUCCAAUCAGAAGCACUUACAAGGUCUACUGACAAAGACAAGAAGCAGCUCACAGAGCCAUGAAGAAACAGUCAAGUACAUCAAGGAGAAGAUCAGGGAGAAUCUCUCUCCAGAGAGGAGCAUCAAUCUGUUCCACUGUCUGAAUGAACUGAAUGACCAUUCUCUAGUGGAGGAGAUCCAAAGCUACCUGAGAUCAGGAAGUCUCUCAGAAGAUGAACUGUCACCUGCACAGUGGUCAGCUCUGGUCUUUGUGUUGCUGACUUCAGAAAAGGAGCUGGAUGUGUUUGACCUGAAGAAAUUCUCUAGAUCAGAGGAAGGUCUUCUGAGGCUGCUGCCAGUGGUCAAAGCCUCCAGAGCUGCUCUGCUGUCAGGCUGUGGAGUCACAGAGGAAGGCUGUGCUUCUCUGGUGUCCUUCAUUCACAAACCCUUGUUCUCCAUCAAACUCAGGUCCCCCAUCCAUAGCCCGGUAUUCUCCAUCAAACACAGGGUUGUCACUGAUGCCACUGUGCUGUCCGUACAGAUGCACACAUAG
Molecule: messenger RNA, 2458 nt
Organism: Oncorhynchus kisutch (coho salmon)
Lineage: Eukaryota; Metazoa; Chordata; Actinopteri; Salmoniformes; Salmonidae
Product: NLR family CARD domain-containing protein 3-like
Exons: 7
Coding region: 128-2458 (776 amino acids)
Source: RefSeq, a predicted model, not a curated record